AUUUCUUCCCACGUCCUCUUCCUUUCACAUUAUACUAUACCAUCAUGGUUCAGCCUGAUCUUCAAACUGUCCGCCUUUCUAACGGCAAGCAGAUCACAGUCCACACUCAACUUUUCAUCAACAACGAGUUCGUUCCCGGCCACGGUCCUUUGAUUGAGACCAUCAACCCUGCCACCGAAGAAGUCAUUUGCUCAGUCCAUUCAGCGGACAAGCAAGACGUCGAUGCUGCCGUUGCUGCUGCUGCCAAAUGUUUCAAGGACACCUGGCGCAAGGUGGCACCUGCCGACAAGGCUCGCUUGAUCAACAAGCUUGCCGAUUUGAUGGAACGUGACAAGGACGAGUUGGCUACUUUGGAUGCAUUGGAUAACGGCAAGGCAUUCACUGUCGCCCGUGAUGUCGAUAUCACUGACUCAAUCGCUUGCUAUCGCUACUUUGCUGGCUGGGCUGAUAAGAUCCACGGCAAGACCAUUGACACUACCUUUGACAAAUUCUGCUAUACUCGUCAUGAGGCUUUGGGUGUUGUCGGUGCAGUCAUUCCAUGGAACUACCCUACGAUGAUGGCUGCAUGGAAGUUCGCACCUGCUUUAGCAGCAGGCAACUGCAUUGUCAUGAAGACAUCCGAAGUCACUCCAUUGCCCGCAUACAAGUUUGCUGUUCUUGUCAAGGAAGCCGGCUUCCCUGCUGGCGUGGUGAACAUCAUCACCGGCUAUGGUCAUACCACGGGUAACUUUUUGGCUUGCCACCCUGAUGUCUCCAAGAUGGCGUUCACCGGCUCCACCGGCACUGGUCGCAAGAUUAUGGAAUCAUCGUCGACGAGCAACUUGAAGAAACUUCAGCUCGAAUUGGGCGGCAAGUCUGCUCAGAUUGUCUGUGCUGAUGCCGAGCUUGACAAGGCCGCUGAAUGGGCUUGUGGCGGUAUCUUUAACAAUCACGGUCAGAGCUGCAAUGCCGGUUCGCGCAUCUUGGUCCACGAGUCUGUUCAUGAUAAGUUUUUGGAGCUGUUCAUCAAGCAUACCAAGGCCAUGAUCAAGAUUGGCGACCCCUUUGAUGAAGAUACCUUCCACGGACCACAGAUCAACAAGAGUCAAUUCGACAAGAUUCUGAAGUAUAUUGAAAUUGGCAAGCAGGAAGGCGCUGUUGUGGCUCAUGGCGGCAAGCGAUGGGGUAACAAAGGCUACUAUAUUGAGCCUACCGUGUUCAUCAAGUGCCACAACAAGAUGAGAAUUAUGCAAGAAGAAAUUUUUGGCCCUGUUGUAGCAAUUGCUACAUUUAAGACGAUCGAAGAGGCCAUUGAUAUGGCCAAUGAUUCUAUCUAUGGUUUGGCUGGCGCUGUCUACACCACCAACUUGGAUACUGCCGUUACGGUGACCAACGAAAUCAAGACCGGAACAAUGUGGGUCAACUGUUUCGACGUGUUUGACCAGUCUACACCAUUUGGCGGAUACAAACAGUCUGGUUUCGGCAAAGAGUUGGGCAAGUACUCCUUGCAAGAGUACACUCAGGUCAAGGUCGUCAAAAUUAUGAGAUCCAACCUUUAAAUCCUUCAUUUUGCAUUUCCGUCCAUCGCACAUCCAUGCAUUCUUUUCCCUUCAUUAACGACCCUCUCUCCUUUCACAAACAAAAAGCCAACUUGAUUUCCUACUUUUAAAUCCUUUCUCUUUUCUUGUGAAUAUAUAUGCUUCAUUUUUUGCUUUUUCCUCCAUCUAUACGAAAUUAUCAGCUUAAUUAAGAGCCUUACUUUGUUGACACAACAACACUGACGAGCAACUGAAAGCAGCGAUUUAUGAAGCAUGUACAAAAGCCAGGUAGAAGCGCAUAGGACUUAGAAUACAUUUUAUUGCCCUUUCUUAC
Messenger RNA from Zychaea mexicana, 1851 nucleotides. RefSeq names its product aldehyde dehydrogenase domain-containing protein. Gene Ontology annotation, molecular function: aldehyde dehydrogenase (NAD+) activity. The record is from RefSeq and is a predicted model, not a curated record. The transcript has 7 exons. Lineage: Eukaryota; Fungi; Mucoromycota; Mucoromycetes; Mucorales; Lichtheimiaceae. Bases 45 to 1538 code for a protein of 497 amino acids.